AUGGCCCGACGCGCGACGCGCUGCCGCGGUGCACUCCGCCGCCAGUCAAAGCGGGAACCGGACCGAGCGCUUUUUUUAGGCUUCAAAAAGAAAAAGGUGCGCAGCUGGAAUAGAAGGAACGGCGGGCAGUUCCUUAUAUUACCGCCGUAUGUUUCGCGCUCGCUUAUCGGGGGCACAGCUGGCCGCGCUGCCGUGACGUCCCCCCCCUCUCCGUCACCGCCGCCGUACCCUGCCGUGGCCUGGGCCUCUGACCCGGCCGCCAACUUCUCCACGCCCUUCGAGGUGCUCGGCGACGGCGGAAGACUGUGGCUUGAGCCGCUGAGCGCGCGCCACUGGCGGCAGGAGCUGCUCCUGAAGGGCGCGUCCUGGUUUGGAUUCCAGAGCGACACCGCGUGUGUGCACGAGCUCUACAAGGGGUGGGCAAACCUGGGUUACGCGGUGGACGACUACAUCGCCUUCCUCACGCGGCACGGCUUCAACAGCGUUCGGCUGCCGCUCUCGGUGGAGCACGUUGCCUCUAAUCCGACCCUGACGGGCUCGUGCGGGAGGGAGUGGGAGGGGCUCCGCAGCCUGGCGGCGCUGGAUGACCUCGUGCGCCGGCUUCAGGACGCUGGCAUCUACGUGAUGCUCGGAAUCCACGUCAUCGCCACAGACACCAACAGCGCCCUGUGGUGCCAGAGCGUGGAGGGUGGCUGCAGCAGCGAGGACGAGGAGCCACUCUUCGACGCGUGGAGCUCGCUCGUGACGCGGUACUGUGCAUCUCCUAACGUUAUCGCCGCCGACCUCUACAACGAGCCCUUUGGCGCCACCUGGGGCAGCGGCGACCGCAUGACAGACUGGGACCUAGCUGCCGAGCGCCUCGGCAACCACGUGCUCGCUCGCUGCCCGCGGUGGCUCAUCUUCGUGCAAGGCAUCGCCAACAAUGGCGGGUGGUGCCGCAACCACCCGUCGGGGCUACACAGUGGCCACACGUGCUGGUGGGGCGAGGCCGUCCACCCGCACCGUGCUCACCCGAUCGAGCUCUCGGACGCGAGCAAGCUGGUGCUGUCGCCGCACGCCUACGGCGAUGACUCGAAGAACCCGAACCACCCAGGGACGCCCGAGGUGUGGGACACGCAUUGGGGACUGAUCCCGUCCGAGGAGGGCACCCCGGUGGUGCUCGGGGAGUGGGGCGGCCUGUGGGACGACACAGGGCCGUGGCAGGAGCGGAUGCAGGAGUACCUCAUCGAUCGCGGCUUGGGGCACUUUUACUGGUCGCUCAACGACAACUCGUUCGACACCGGCGGCCUCUACAACUCGGUAAACCAGCCCAAGUGGGACAUGCUCGCAUCCUCGCUCGCCAGCUCCGCCGCGGUCGACCUUUGGUGCAGCGAUGAGGCGGCCGCCCGCGCGACAUACGGCGACAUCUCGGGCUGGGACGUGAGCGCGAUCACCGACAUGCAGUGUCUGUUCAGCGCUUGGUCGUGGUGCAACGGCGGCGGCUCCACCACCGGCAAGGACACGUGCAACCCCGACAUCUCGGCGUGGGACACGUCAGCGGUUUCCAAUAUGAAAUCCAUGUUCGACAGCGCCUCCUCCUUCGACCAGGACAUCGGGUCGUGGGACGUGUCGGCGGCCACCAACAUGCGGGGCAUGUUCUUCGAGACCUCCUCCUUCGACCAGGACAUCGGGGCGUGGGAUGUGUCGGCGGCCACAGAAAUGAGCGGCAUGUUCUACGGCGCCUCCUCCCUCAGCGACUGCAACAAGGCGCUCAUCCACGCCGGCUUCGACGCUCAGACGAGCGCCUGGACCUACUCGUGGGGCUCGCUCGACAACCCGCGAACGUCGGCUGGCUCUGCUACUUUCGCCAAGCGGGUCACCCUGGAAAAUCAGCAGCCCGUCCGCUCCGUGACCGUCACCCGGGACACCAAUAACAAGCCGUCAAAGGCGAAGAAGUAUCUUGAGGACUUCGAGGUCUGGGUCGGCAAGAAGGCUGGAGAAAAGGCGGUGAAGUGCGGCGGACCGUUCGCCUGGUCAAAAAUCAAGAAGGGGCCAGUCACGACGCCGUGCGAUUUUGCCAAGUCCAAGCACUACUACGUCACUGUCAUUCUCCCGGGCACUAGAAAAACGCUCGCGUUUGGCGAGAUAGAGAUACGUUAG
Messenger RNA from Emiliania huxleyi CCMP1516, 2139 nucleotides. RefSeq lists its product as hypothetical. Gene Ontology annotation, biological process: carbohydrate metabolic process. The record is from RefSeq and is a predicted model, not a curated record. Gene Ontology annotation, molecular function: hydrolase activity, hydrolyzing O-glycosyl compounds. Bases 1 to 2139 code for a protein of 712 amino acids. The transcript is spliced from 5 exons. Lineage: Eukaryota; Haptophyta; Isochrysidales; Noelaerhabdaceae.